UGUGUGUGUGUGUGUGUGUGUGUGUGUGUGUGUGUGUGUGUGUGUGUGUGAGAGAGUGUCUUCAGGAGUGGACCAGCAGCAGGUGUGAUGUCGGUGUCUCAGGUCACGCCCACUCUGUUCCUCGGUGGAGCCGACGCCCCGCUGAACGCCGCUCUGGUGUCGCAGAAGAACAUCACGCUGAUCGUGAACGCGACGCUGCUCCACGCCAGCCCGUCCUACCGCGGGGUGGAGUGUGUGCGCGUCCCCGUCGCCGACCUGCCCAGCGCCCGCCUCGGAGACCACUUCGACCGGGUGGCCGAGCGCAUCCACGGCAACCGCGGGGGCACGCUGGUCCACUGCGCCGUCGGGAUGAGCCCGCCGGCGCUGGUGAUGGCCUACCUGAUGCGUUACAGAGCGGUGACGCUCCGCCAGGCGCACCGCUGGGUCCAGGAGAGCCGGCCCUCCGUCAGGCUCAACGCCGGCUUCUGGGAGCAGCUGCUGCAGUACGAGAGGAGGCUGUACGGGAAGAACACCGUGCGGGUGGCGGCGGUCCGGGAGACGCCGGCGCUGACGCAGAGGGCCGCGCCGCCGCCGCGUACGCAGACCACCAGACUGCCGCUGGUCCCCAGGUCGCCUCUGACGUCACGACCUCAGGUGAUGACUCCGGCAAACAGGCGAAGAAGAGGAGCCAAAGCCGGCAGCGUCAAAGUGUGAGCACCGAGAUGACCCCUAAACCUACGUUACCCACAAUGCAACUGGACCUCUGACAGCGGAGGUCAUGGUGGCGGCGACCUCACUGACCUUAACCUUCUCUCCACUUCACCUCUGAGCAUCCAGAGGUUUGACCUCUGACCUCCUGCUGUGAUGGACAGGUGUACUCCAGGACUCUGUGACAUCACUAAUUGCUAACCGCUCCUGUAACUAAUUGGCACUAUUAAUGCUGCGUUCCAGACCCAGCGACGUAAACAUGAACAUGGCUGUGACAAACUGAUGUUUCCAUGGCAACCGUUAUCACAAAAUACCUGUUUAUUUAUCAUCAUUGUCAUAACUGCUCAUGUUUAGAGAUGGAUGACAUGAAGCAGCUUCCUGAUGAAUCACCAUCAUCCUCUUAUUUUAACUCUUCAUCAGACGUCUUCAAAGGCACAAGCAGGAGGUCUGACGUUGAGUGGUGGGCCGCUCUACUGGUCCCAGUAGGAGGUCUGAAGUUCUCAAGUCCCAGCUGGUUAGCGUGGUAGCAUUAGCUUCCCAGCUUCUGUAGUUUAAAGGACUGAAUGAACUCAUUCAUCACAAGAUGUUUUCUGUUCUUCAGUUUCUGGCUCAGAUUUGGCAGCUUGUUGUCGAUGAAGUGAUUCAGAUUCCUCUGCUGAUCGGAGGAGCAGACCGGGUCCUGUUAGAACCAGGUUCUGGUUCUGAGUUAGAACCAGGUUCUGGUUCAGGUCGUGGGUCAGAACAUGCUGUCUCGUUCUUCAUCAGGACUCUUUUCUGAUUUCUGGGUAAAUCUGAACCGCUUAUUAAAAUGUCUUCUGGUUUCUCUUGAAUCUCCAUCGGGACAAAGACCUCCUGAUACUUCAGAACCAGCUGACGGAUCAGAUCCAGUUCACUCCUGGUCUGCCAUCAAAACACAAGCAGAAGAAGAAGAAGUCUCUGAAGAAGAGACUUUCUGUUGAACGGACUCUUGGGUCCAAAUGGAAUCAGACUGUUUGGUGUGAACUCCGUUUACCAGAAUCCAUCCUGUCUCCGUGGUCACACUUUAAUAUGAGUGGAUGAGUCUCUCAUAUAGCAUUUAGCUUCACUAAAUUAUAAUAAUAACUAAUAAUAAUAAUAAUAAUUAUUAUUAUUAUUAUUAUUAUUAUUAUUAUUAUUAUUAUUCAAUUCAAUUCAGUUUAUUUAGUAUAGCCCAGAAUCACAAAUUACAAAUUAGCCUCAGAGGGCUUUACAAUCUGUACACAUGAGACAUCCUCUGUCCUUCCCUCCCCUUAUUGUUAUUAUCAUUAUUAUUAUUAGUUAUUAUCAUUAUUAUUAUUAGUUAUUAUCAUUAUUAUUGUUAUUAU
Molecule: messenger RNA, 2030 nt
Organism: Anoplopoma fimbria (sablefish)
Lineage: Eukaryota; Metazoa; Chordata; Actinopteri; Perciformes; Anoplopomatidae
Product: dual specificity protein phosphatase 18
Biological process (GO): protein dephosphorylation
Cellular component (GO): cytoplasm
Molecular function (GO): MAP kinase tyrosine/serine/threonine phosphatase activity
Source: RefSeq, a predicted model, not a curated record